Molecule: messenger RNA, 950 nt
Organism: Juglans regia (Persian walnut)
Lineage: Eukaryota; Viridiplantae; Streptophyta; Magnoliopsida; Fagales; Juglandaceae
Product: protein HEADING DATE 3A-like
Exons: 4
Coding region: 142-666 (174 amino acids)
Source: RefSeq, a predicted model, not a curated record
CGAACAAUAUAUAAAUAGCCAUAAUCGAUCUCGAAGAUCAGCAAAAAACAAAACAAGAAAUUACUCGGUCGAUCGAUCGAUCGAUCGGAGACUUUCAACUUUUUGCUAGCAGUGUAUAGGGUUUUGAAUACUUCAAUUACCAUGUCCAGGGACAGGGACCCCCUAGCAGUUGGGCGUGUUAUAGGAGAUGUUUUAGACCCAUUUACUAGGUCAAUUACUCUCAGAAUCACUUAUAACAAUAGCGAGAUUAAUAAUGGAUGUGAGUUCAAACCCUCCCAGGUUCUCAACCAACCUAGGGUCGACGUUGGCGGGGAUGAUCUCAGGACUUUCUACACUCUGGUUAUGGUUGAUCCUGAUGCACCAAGUCCAAGUGAUCCCAACCUAAGGGAGUACUUGCAUUGGUUGGUGACUGAUAUUCCAGCAACUACAGGGGCAAACUUUGGGCAAGAGGUUGUGUGCUAUGAAAGUCCAAGACCAACUGUAGGGAUCCAUCGUUUUGUUUUCGUGUUGUUCCGACAACUGGGUAGGCAGACCGUCUAUGCACCUGGGUGGCGCCAGAAUUUUAACACCAGGGAAUUUGCUGAGCUUUACAAUCUUGGAUUGCCUGUGGCUGCACUGUAUUUCAAUUGCCAGAGGGAAAGCGGCUCGGGUGGAAGAAGAAGAUGACUGAUCACGAGGCCUCCAAGGAAACCCUUCUGUCUAUGGAAAAAGAGUUAAAUAAUUAAGAAUCUAGCUAGCUAGUCUAUGUGGUGUACUGCAGUACGUAUGAGAUCAGAUAUAUAUUGAUCUCAACCACAUAUCUCGUUCUAUCUAUGUGCUUAGACAUUGGGGAUAACUGCUAAUUAUUAUUCUUCAGGGGUGUAAACGAGUUUAAUGUAUCUCAAAUACAUUAAUCUAUAUUAAUAAUAAUUAAUGAAGUUUAAUGCAUGGUGAUUACCUAUUUUUCUAUC